UGAGCGGGGCGGGCCGGCCGGCGGGGCAUUUAAACCCGUCGGCCCGGCAGCCGGGACACGCACCCUUCCGCGCCCGCCUGCGCCCGCCUGCCUGGCUCCGGGUCCCCGCCCGGCGAGAUGAGGUCGUCCUUGGCGCCGGGGGUCUGGGUCCUCCGCUCCUUCUCCCGGGACAGCUGGUUCCGAGGCUUCAUCCUGCUGAUCACCUUCUUCAUUUAUACCUGUUACCACAUGUCCAGGAAGCCCAUCAGUGUCGUCAAGAGCCGUCUGCACCAGAACUGCUCGGAGCUGAUCAAGCCCAUCAAUGACUCCCACAGUCUCAAUGACAGCACGUGGUGCAACUGGGCUCCGUUUGACAAGAGCAACUACAAGGAGUUACUGGGGGCUGUGGACAAUGCCUUCCUCGUGGCCUAUGCCAUCGGCAUGUUUAUCAGUGGCAUUUUUGGGGAGCGGCUCCCCCUCCGUUAUUACCUUUCAACUGGCAUGCUGCUCAGUGGCCUUUUCACCUCACUCUUUGGCCUGGGAUAUUUCUGGAACAUCCACGUGCUCUGGUACUUUGUGCUCAUCCAGAUCUGUAACGGACUUGUCCAGACCACAGGCUGGCCUGCUGUGGUGAGCUGUGUUGGCAACUGGUUCGGGAAGGGGAAGCGGGGCCUCAUCAUGGGCGUCUGGAACUCGCACACAUCUGUGGGCAACAUCCUGGGCUCCCUGCUGGCCGGCGUGUGGGUGAACGAGCAGUGGGGCCUGUCGUUCGUGGUGCCAGGCGCCAUCACCGCCGCCAUGGGCAUCGUCACCUUCCUCUUCCUCAUCGAGUACCCAGAGGACGUGGACUGCACCCCUCCUCGGCACCACGGUGGGCAGGAAGAGAGCGAGGACGGCCCCGAGGACCCUGGGAAUGGUCCUUCGUCCAACAGGGAGAGUGGCCUGGCGUCCAGGUGCUCCAAGGACGCCGAACCUGUUGCCAUCAGCUUCCUGGGCGCGCUUCAGAUCCCGGGUGUGGUGGAGUUCUCUCUGUGUCUGCUCUUUGCCAAGCUGGUCAGUUACACCUUCCUCUACUGGCUGCCCCUCUACAUCUUCAAUGUGGCUCACUUUAGUGCCAAGGAUUCUGGGGACCUGUCCACACUUUUUGACGUUGGUGGCAUCGUAGGUGGCAUCAUGGCGGGGCUCAUCUCUGACUACACCAAUGGCAGGGCCACCACCUGCUGCAUCAUGCUGAUCUUGGCUGCCCCCAUGAUGUUCCUGUACAACCACAUCGGCCAGAGUGGGAUUCUUAACUCCGUAGUGAUGCUCAUCAUCUGUGGGGCCCUGGUCAACGGCCCGUACUCACUGAUCACCACUGCUGUCUCAGCUGACCUGGGGACUCACCAGAGCCUGAAGGGCAACGCGAAGGCACUGUCCACGGUCACGGCCAUCAUCGACGGCACGGGCUCCAUAGGUGCGGCUCUGGGGCCCCUGCUGGCUGGGCUCAUUUCCCCCACAGGCUGGAACAAUGUCUUCUACAUGCUCAUUUCUGCUGAUGUCCUUGCCUGCUUGCUCCUUUGCCGGCUGGUGUACAAAGAGAUCCUGGCCUGGAAGUCAUCCCUGGGCAGAGACAGAGGCUCUAGUCUGGUCCUAACCCACGUGCGGUAGUAUUUUCCUCAAGUCCCAUGACUUUGUAUAAAGAAAUAUGAGGCCUGGAUUGGAAGAGAAGCAUGGAGGACCCCAGCUGGGUCCCAAAGUGCCCUUCCUGGGCAAGGCAGUGGAGACAGACAGACAGACAGCCGGCCCAACCCAGCCCACAAGGCUGCACAGCAGCUGGGAGAUUCUCCCUGGGAAGGGGACUGCCAACAUGAGGAAAUGGAAGACUCAAGGGCUUGAGCUCUGAAGGCCGCCAGCAGCAGGGAUCAGAGCUGAGUGGCGUCUCCCCCUUGAUAAGGGAAGGAUUUGCUCAGACUCUCACUUGUUCAGAUUCCGAGGCAGAAGGCAGAGGCUCAAAAGGGCCAAGGCCUGGCAAGGUUCCUCUUUCCUCCCGUGUUACACUGGAGCUUCUGAUCAGCCUGCACCCGGAGGUGGGUUUCUAUCUGUUUUGGAGCCGCCCAAGCUGUCUUUAUCCAUUUGUCCAAGAGCCAGUUUCCUUGCGCAUUCCCCCACGUUGGAACUUUCUCCUACCCUCCAUUUCAUUCCGUUUCUAACUCCUGACCUGUGUUGCUAUCAGUGUUAUUUCUGUAGCCUCCAGGGCCAGGACUAGGGCAAGGCAGGGGGGUGCCUCAGGGGCACAAGCUAGGGGAGUGUCUUCUGGGGCCUCCCCCGCCUCCCUCGGGCCCAGUGCCCAUAUCAGGGCAGUGCCGCAGGGUGAGGGUGGGGGUGUGACUAAAAGCAUCUGCUUGUAUCAAGUAUUCUGAUAAUGAAGUGACAGUGGUCACCGAGUGCUCCUGAAGGCCAGCUCUGUUGUGGGAAUGGAGUUGACAGUGGGCACAAAAAGAGGCCCUAGGCCCUCAGCUUGAGGCACCAGCGUGACAAGACUAGGAAGAGGAUAGUGCCUGGUUUCUGCAAGCAGCUGCUCCCAUGUAGCUGCCAGGAGCUCUGUGCAGCCCACGUGGCCCCCCUGUGCUGCUCAGGUACUGAGUCUGGCCUCCCCGUGUCCUGGAGCACCGCAUGCCAGGCUAACUCCUGGCAUUUCUGUCUGACCUCUGGAGCUGCCCACCGGGCCAGCACAGAUUUCUCUUGCCAGCUGCGCCUGUGCUCAUCCUUGCCAGGCCUUGGCAUGGCAGCAGCAAGCUGGGGCUCCCCGGGCUGGUGGAGCCGUGUCCCAGGACCACAGGGGUGGUGUGCUGGUGCCGGUCACAGUCGGCAUUCCCAGAGGAAAUGCUCGCGACAGCAUUGAUGAGCCCCAUCCGAGAUACAACAGUUAAGAUACUGGCUGGAUACAAACUGCUCGACAUUGAGAUAGGUCAUAGGCACCCCGGUGGUGAUGGAUAGGUGGUCACACCGCCUGCUGCACUGAUUUUGAAAGCUGGAGUCAGACAGGGACCUGUAAGUCCUGAGGACCCCAGGGCAGGAGAGGCAGGAUUGGCACUGGGUUCCGCAUUUACGAAGGCUUCUUGCAACCAGAUCGAUCUGAGGUUACACCGAGGGGAGCCACGAGAUGGCGCUACAAUCCCACGGUCCGGCCCCAAGUGCCCUGCAAACACCUGCUUCCAGGAGGGAAACCCAGAGGUUUUUUCACCUGUCAACUUUCCGUCUUUGGCUGCAGACAGGUCAGGGUAGGAAGGGUGGGAUAGUGUUUUUGGUCCUGUCUCCAUCCUCGCCUCACCACUUACCAGCUAUAAGCCUGUUUCCUCAUCUAGAAAAUAGUACUGACAUUACCUACCUCAGAGGACUGGUGUGAAGAGGGUAAGUCAGCAUUAAACACACUCCCUGCCCUUAAGGAGCUUGUCUUAGUAAGAUAAGAUAGGAACAUGGAAAUGUUUCUAAACAAUACAAGAAAAAACCCUAGAAACAGUGACUGCAGCCAGAGGCCUUGUCACCCAUUAGCCCAGCCCUGAAGGGAUGGGGCGGUGGGAGGGUGACCCCAGGGCAGUGGAGGGAUGAGUGUGACAGGCAUGUAGGAAGAGUGCACAGGACUUAGGCGGGUCCUGUGAGGAGGUGAGGGGGAGCGGGAAUGCUUAUCAAUCCCCCAACCCGUGGACAGGGACUGGAAAAUGAGCAGGGCACCUCAGCCCACGCUGGUGCUCAGGGAGGCACCGCAGACGUGCAGAACGCCUGUGGCAGCUCAGAGCCUGGCCUCUGAAAGGAGGACUCGGGCUGUAGGUGGGAGUUGGGGGAGAAUAGCAAAGGUUGGACCCAGCCCUGAGUGCCCUCUGCACUGUCUGCCAGGCCCAAGGCCCUGGCCCACUCAGCCCUGGGCGCUGAGUCUUCCCCAGAAGCCUCCCACCUGCCUUCUCUCUGGGCUUCGUUGCUCACUUGGGGCUAAUGCAGGAGCAUUACGUUAAUUAGUUAUUCAUUUAAUUUAACUUCACAUUUGGUCUCAAUUAAGCUUAAAGUGCUCUUCCUUAUAGAUGUUACAAUAGCACUUGUAAUUAAAAAGCAAUAACUCUGCGCUUCUCCUUUAGAGAGCCACUGGGAGGCCGGGCUUGUGGGGGUGGGGGGAAAGAGGGAACGAAGAGGAAGGGAACCCGAGCACUACAGGCUGCCUCGGGGGCUGGGGUCGGGGAAGGAGACUCCCACCCAGUCACAGGUGCUGGGCUGGAGGCCCUGAGAACUGGGGAGAGGUGCUGGAGGCGAAGGGGCAGACCCUGUAUGCAAGGGGAGGGGUGGGGCAGGAUGGAGAUCGGGGGGAAGAGGGGGGCCCUAGAGACAGGAGCUCAGCCCGUAUAUUCUGUGAUCCACACCCUCAAUCCCAGCACCAGGGACUAGGCUAACUUACAUGGCAAAAGAGACUUUGUGGGUGUGAUCGAACACCGUGAGAUGGGGAGACUGUCCUGGGUCAUCAGGGUGGACCCAGUGUCAUCACAAGUCUCCCUGUAAGUCAGAGACCGGAGCAAGAGUGGCAGGUGUCCGGUCAGAAGACGCUGGCUUUGAAGAGAGAGGCGGUGGGCACUGGCCGGGGAACGGGGGCAGCCUCGAGAAGCUAGGAAGGCAAGGAAGUGGGAUUCUCCGCUACAGCCUCCACAGUCUUGUUUUAGCCUCAAGAAACCCGUUUCGGAUUUCUGAAUUCCAGAACUGUAAGAUAAUAAAUUUGUAUUGUUCU
This is a messenger RNA of Manis pentadactyla (Chinese pangolin), 4726 nucleotides long. RefSeq names its product solute carrier family 37 member 2 (gene SLC37A2). Gene Ontology annotation, cellular component: endoplasmic reticulum membrane. The transcript is spliced from 19 exons. Lineage: Eukaryota; Metazoa; Chordata; Mammalia; Pholidota; Manidae. Gene Ontology annotation, biological process: phosphate ion transmembrane transport; glucose-6-phosphate transport. The coding region runs from base 118 to 1626 and encodes 502 amino acids. The record is from RefSeq and is a predicted model, not a curated record. Gene Ontology annotation, molecular function: glucose 6-phosphate:phosphate antiporter activity.